Rhizopus microsporus ATCC 52813 is the source of this 724-nucleotide messenger RNA. RefSeq lists its product as uncharacterized. Bases 39 to 632 code for a protein of 197 amino acids. The record is from RefSeq and is a predicted model, not a curated record. NCBI's taxonomy places the organism in Eukaryota, Fungi, Mucoromycota, Mucoromycetes, Mucorales, Rhizopodaceae. The transcript is spliced from 2 exons.
AUAAACAAGAAAUUAACAAUAAGGUUGAUGAUAAUAACAUGAAUACCAAUGCUGAUCAACACGAUAUGGAAGAGACAGGUAAUCGUAGGCGCGUAAAGCGAGUUAUCCUAAGUGACUCGGAAGAAAGUGACAAUGAUGAGACCAGCAGCCCCAGAUUAAGGCUAGGCAGUCCAGGCCUGCAUAAAUCAAUGGCGAGCAAACCAAAGCCAAAAGAAAAAAAUGAUUAUGUUGUAGAAGAAGCUGAAGAAGAAGAGGAUGAGUUCUUUGGGAUGGGUGGACCUGAUAUAGAAGAGACCGAGGAUCUGGAUCAAUAUGAACAGGAUGGUGUUCUUGUUGAACAUAAUGAAGACACAGAAAAUGUAGACGAUGCCACGCUUAGGGCAAUGUUCAAUCAACAGGAUGCUGAAUCUGAUAAAAAUAUGGUAGAACGUCUGAUAAAGGAUAUCACAAGUGGUGGCCUGAGAAAAAGAAAGGCUGCCCUGGAGGAAGGUUUUAUGUUUGAUGAUCUCGAUCUCUAUGACGACGACGAUGAUGAUUUAGCAGCCAUAAGAAGGGCUGCUGCUGCCAAGAGACGUAAAAUGCUACAAGAAAAUGGGGAUGCACUGGAAGCAUUAGGUAACGAUUUACACUAGUUGCUUCUCUAUAUAUUCACAUUGUACUGAUCUCUUUUUAUACAAAUAGCACAAAACCCAAAGACUGCAGCAUUUGCUAAAGCUGCUAAAGC